This is a messenger RNA of Naegleria fowleri, 1143 nucleotides long. RefSeq lists its product as uncharacterized. Gene Ontology annotation, cellular component: cytoplasmic exosome (RNase complex); nuclear exosome (RNase complex). The record is from RefSeq and is a predicted model, not a curated record. Gene Ontology annotation, molecular function: RNA binding. The transcript has a single exon. Lineage: Eukaryota; Heterolobosea; Eutetramitea; Acrasida; Naegleriidae. Gene Ontology annotation, biological process: CUT catabolic process; nuclear polyadenylation-dependent rRNA catabolic process; poly(A)-dependent snoRNA 3'-end processing. The coding region runs from base 1 to 1143 and encodes 380 amino acids.
AUGUCGAGCAAACACAAUUAUCGUGAUGACGAGGAUGGCUAUGAAGAUAGCGGAGAAGAUUAUCAAAACGAUGAUGGUUUUUCAUCGAACCGAAUGCAAGAUGAUGAUGAAGAGCAAGGAAUUAUUAGAUUUGCUUUCCAAAAGGAAUCAUCAUCAAAAGGACAAUUGAAAGAAAUUCAUAUUGUUACUCCUGGAGAACUCAUUGUAGAGAAUGGAAGUAAUGUAUUAUGUGGACACGGAACCUAUCGUAAUGAAAGAAAUCAACUCAUCAGCAGCGUUUGUGGUGUAGUAGAACAAGUCAACAAAUUAAUUUCAGUAAGACCUGUUCGGGCAAGGUAUCAUGCCGAAGUUGGAGAUGUGAUUGUAGGAAGAAUUUCAAAAUUAACUGGCAAAAAGUGGAAAGUUGAUGUACAAGCAAGACAAGAUGCAAUGCUAGAUUUAAAUUCUGUAAAUAUUCCUGGAGGACAAAGAAGAAAAACAUACGAAGAUCAAUUAAACAUGAGAAGUAUAUAUCAAGAGGAUGAUUUGAUUACAGCAGAGGUUCACCGAACGGAUGGUAGUUCUCUUCAAUUACAAACAAGAAGUUCGAGAUAUGGUAAAUUAGCAAAUGGAGUGAUGGUCCGAGUUCAUCCAUCUCUUGUGAAAAGAUGUACUCAACACUUUCAUAAUUUUUCUUUUGGAGUGAGAGUGAUUUUGGGCAAAAAUGGUUACAUAUGGAUAUCAGCAUCUGGUAAACCCUCAAGUGACACAAUGGAUAUAUCGAACUCUAGAAAGUCUUCUUCAACAAAUUUAGAUGAUUUACUUGCUGUUGCUGACACAGAGGAGGAAGCAUCUAGGCCCAUCUCCAAGUUGACUUCCAAGCCUGGUGAACCAUUUGAAUCAAAUAGCUUUACUGCUUCUGGAACAUACACAGAUGUAGUGACUGGAAAAGAUAGAGAAGCUGUUUGUCGAACACGAAAUGCCAUAGUUUGUCUUCAGUAUCAAUUUUUACCAAUUUAUCCUGAGACUAUCAUGGACGUGUAUGAAAGUUCGCUUCAGCUUUCGGUCAAAGACAUGCUUUCAAGAGACAAAAUUCCUCUUAUCACUCAAACAGCAGCUGUAAGAGUUCAAAAACAAUUAAUGAAUAACGAGCAAGUUUUUUAA